UUCUCCAUUGUUUAAGCGAAGAACGUUAACAUAUUUUAUACACUAUCAAGUUUUAAACUUCAAUGUGCACAUGAAUGAGGACUUGCAAUCCUUAGCCACUUCAUUUGCCAUCAACGUUAUCUGAUGAUGUACUCGUUUUAUCAUGACAUCGACAGCACCUAAUUCGAUUUACUUAAUUAGAAAUUAUUGUGCAUAUAAUAGAAGAUAACUGGGAAAAGUCAUUAUUAUAAAUUAAAUUAAUUUCCAAGCCGAUUGAUGCAUUUUAAUUUAAAUUAGUGAUUCAUACAAAUUGUUACACAAAGAUACACUUCUCCAGCUUAUACUUUUCUCAAAAAUAAUCGAAAAAGAUUUUAAAUUCAAGCGGAAUAUUGAUCUGAUAAAUCGUUUGAAUAAAUAUUUACUAUUCUAAAAAUAGACUCGUGUAGAGUGAAACUAGUUUUGGUUUUUAGCUCAGAGAUUGAUAUACCGUUGGAUAGCUUGACCAUUGCUACAAAUUUUUUCAUCGUCUAAAGUGCGACGCAUACAAAAAUGUCAAAGAGAUUGACAAAAAAGAAAAAAAUGAAAACGCAAAAAUAUUACUGUUUAUUGAUAUAUUUAUUUAGUGCACUUGAAAUUUUAAAAAGAAAACGCUCUUAAAUGUGACGAGUCCGCCCUAAAACGACAAGUACCCCAAACAUACAAAUCCUCUCGCCUCAUUUCGAUGAAGCUCAAAUUCGUGUUACCGUUUCUGGUCGACCAUUUAGUAGCCAAGAAGACAUUGUCACAAGUACAAAUUUUUAUUUUUCGUGCUCCGACUAACUUGGCACGUUCUGCAUUAAACAUUGUCAAAACUACAUUUAUUUUUCGAGGUAUGAAUUUAAUUUUGUUCAAUAUCGGCGGUCGAUGGAAUUCGAAAUUUCGGAAUUUUUUCGAUUUUUUUGUUCAAUAGCAUAAUGUCAUCGAUAUAAGCCCCAAGAAUUUGAAGUCGUUCGAUUUUCGUCAGGCACUUUGCUAAAAUAUCUAUAUCCUUGAGGUCAUAGAAUCUCUUUAACAUAGUUAAUUCUCUCAAAUUGGUCAAUUGGUCUAAAUCAUAACCUAGAUUAUAACAAUCGCUACAUUCAAUGCACAAUAACUCGAGACCUUUGAGUGACAUCAACUUAGUCCUGUUCCCUUCGAAAGCACGAAUCUUAAAGUAUAGUCGCUUAAUGUUGAUUUGAUAAUUCCAAAAGAGUUUCAACUGGUGGAUGACAGUAAAAUCCAUUGAAUUCCAAUAUAUCCAAUUUUGCAUUGGAAUUUAAAAGUAUGUCACGAUUCACCCACAAAAAUUCUGUGGUAGUGGGAAAUCUCUGUACAUUUUGAUUACGUACGAAAAAUUCACGUAGCUUUUCGGCAAAACUGUGCAGAAGGCAUCAAUUCUAAGCGUUCAAGCUUGGGAUAUUUUUGCAAUAACCAGUUGUCUAUAUGUUUUUAGCGGUAACCGGCAUCCGAAUCUACAAUAUAAAUCUCUUUAAAUAUAAUAUUUUUUAUAAGAAAAUGUCUAGCACAUUUGAUAGAACAUAAAACGUUGUUUCUAAAAACCUUAUAAACAAUGCAAUGUGUGAUAGCGCCAUCUAUAUGAAAAAAAAAAAAAAAAAACAAAUGGUGUUGCCUGUUUGCGUUUGUAGUGCUUCAAUAAGUACAAUACACAGCUUGAAUGUGUCAAAAACUAUGUUUACUAAGUGAGACAUUUCGAAGAACAGCCAAUUAUCAAAAUAAGUAUUAGUGUCGAGUUUACAGAAACGGUUUAGAUUUUGUGUUUGUUUGAAAAAUCAUUCAAUUUAGAAUUUAAAAAAAAAUGUCAAAACGACGUGCAAAUGAAGUUGUUGUGGCUCGUGGCCGUUUAAAGGGAGCAUUACAAGAGCUUGCAAAUGUAAAUGACGAUGAUGAUGAUUUGGAUGCAAGUAAACCAAGCCGUGGACGUCCACCAAAACGUGCCAAAAAAGAACCGACACCACCACCACAGCCGCAAAUCCAACAUAGUUUCAUUAUGAAAUUGUUCGAUCGUUGCGUUGACCUUGCCAAAUACAAUGAACAUACUGCACUUUAUCCCAUUUGUCGGGCUUGGAUGUUAAAUCAACCUCGAUCUAAUGCGAUUAUCAACUACAAAACCAAAAAGGAAAUUUCAUUCGUAAAACGCGAAGAGAAUGAUGAUCUUUUGGAGGACAUCAAAGCCGAACGAAUAACUGAAAUCAGCGACUUACCACCAUGUAAAGAUGUUGACAUUUCACGAAUACCAUUACCAUUGCCAUUUCAAAAAAAUAGCAACAGCACAGAGGACGUGGAUAGAGGAUUUGACGGACCAAAACAUGAUCGUAAUGUGUUGUUAACGUCGUGGAAAGAGCGUUGGUGCCAAGUACGUAAAAAAUGGCUGGAUCAUACAAAGGAUUAUGAAGAGAAAAAACACGGUGUCAAUAUGGCCAUUUUAGAGGCAUUAUACAAAAAAUAAUACAUUCACCAUCAUCGCAAUCGAUUUCUUUACCAUCAUUGUCAAUUUCUUAUAGUAGCUAAAAUCGUUUGGAUUUAUGAAAUCAAAAAUGUGACGAGUAUUUUUUCAAUUUAUUUUCCAUUUUCACUUUAAAUUUCGAUUUAGGUCUGGUGUUUAAUUUAAUGUUUUAUAUGGACGUGAUUUUGUUUAUUAUUUGGAUUUUUUUUCACUUACAGUGUAAAUUAGUAAACAAAAACCAAUGUACAAUUGUACAAACAAUCUACAAGUCGACAACAUAAUUAUAUAAAUUAACAUAACAUCAGUACAAUCA
This is a messenger RNA of Contarinia nasturtii (swede midge), 2774 nucleotides long. RefSeq names its product protein lin-37 homolog. Gene Ontology annotation, cellular component: Myb complex; transcription repressor complex. The coding region runs from base 1814 to 2464 and encodes 216 amino acids. Gene Ontology annotation, biological process: negative regulation of transcription by RNA polymerase II. The transcript has 4 exons. The record is from RefSeq and is a predicted model, not a curated record. NCBI's taxonomy places the organism in Eukaryota, Metazoa, Arthropoda, Insecta, Diptera, Cecidomyiidae.